Molecule: messenger RNA, 1212 nt
Organism: Camelina sativa (false flax)
Lineage: Eukaryota; Viridiplantae; Streptophyta; Magnoliopsida; Brassicales; Brassicaceae
Source: RefSeq, a predicted model, not a curated record
AUGGCGGACGGUGACGGCGGCGCGACCACCACCGUCGCUCUAAGAAUCCCUCCUAGUCACAACCGUUGCGAUUUAAUCAAAGAGGGUGUAUUAGACUCAAUCAGCUAUCUCCCUGAUGAGAUCCUCCAACAUAUCCUCUCUUUUAUUCCGACCAGAUUCGCCAUCAGAACCACAGUCUUGUCCAGACGUUGGAGGCACGUAUGGUCCAAUACACCUUGUCUCUCCUUCGAUAUACAUAAACUGAACGCUGAUUCGAUCAACAAAACCCUAGAUUGCUACAGGGCUCAAAGGAUGAUGAGCUUAAUGCUCUAUACCAGCGUGUUCGACAAUCUUGAUUGCAUUGACAGAUGGAUAGAGUUUGCCGUGUCCAGGAAGGUACAGGAUCUGUCGCUAAAAAUCAUUCCUCGUAUCUCUUACACUUCUUACGUGAUUCCUGAUUCGUUCUACACCAACUCUUCGCUAAAAGAACUCAGCCUUGAGUUAAGUUUGGAUAUUUUGAUUCCGAGAUGCCCCGUUUCUUGGACGUCACUUAAGAGCCUUUCAUUGAAUUCUCGUAACCUCUCUGAUGAAUCCUUCUUGGAUGUACAUCGCAAUAGUUCUGGUGCAGGGCCAACUCAGAUUGUGGCACCACAUAUCCAUGUUCUCGCUCUCAAGUUGACGAAUGCGUUGCCGUGUUUUUUAGUUGAUGUCUCGUCUUUAAAAGAAGCUAAGCUAGAGAUAAGCUUUUGUAAAGGUGAAAACCUCAAUGCUGGGGCUCUUCAAUCCAUGGCUCUAGAGAUGUUAGAGAAGUUGCAGGAUGUAGAGAAGCUUAUUCUUAGGGAAAACUUUCUUAAGAUUUUAUCUCGUGCAGAGCUCCGAGAUGUUCCUUUCCCCAAGUUCAUGGUCAAAGAUUUGAUACUUGUGACAAGGAUCUCUCACUAUGUAAUUCCUGGUAUAGUGAGGUUGCUACAAAACUCUCCCCACUUAAAGAAGCUAACAGUACACACAAUGAAUAUUCGCAAUCGCAGCAGCAUACUGGAGAGCUUCCUUGACACAUAUUGGGAUGGAUUGAAUGUGGAUCAACGUUGGAGCUGGGAAGCAAGGGUCUUUAGAAACAUUUUCGAUAGGAAUGUAGAGUCCAAUGACGUGGAUAAGUUUAUGGAGCUUAUGCUUAAAACCACGAAGACAGUAGAGAAGAUGGUCGUAACUCGUAAGAUUGGAACGUUACCUUGA